Juglans regia (Persian walnut) is the source of this 2082-nucleotide messenger RNA. RefSeq names its product probable E3 ubiquitin-protein ligase ZFP1. The record is from RefSeq and is a predicted model, not a curated record. The transcript is spliced from 6 exons. Gene Ontology annotation, molecular function: ubiquitin protein ligase activity. Bases 190 to 1836 code for a protein of 548 amino acids. Gene Ontology annotation, cellular component: nucleus. NCBI's taxonomy places the organism in Eukaryota, Viridiplantae, Streptophyta, Magnoliopsida, Fagales, Juglandaceae.
CUUCAUUGUUGCGCUAUAAAACAUACGAACCGCUUCUCUCACCGUAGCUUCUCUCUCUCUCCGAGAUCAAGCUUUAUUAUCUCCUUCCCAAAGCUUCGUUAAUCCUCUCUGCAUCUGUCUGAAGAUUGUCUCUUUUCUCCCGGCGAGAUCGUGGAUCGCCUUCUCUACGAUCACAACAGGUAAUUCAGGAUGGGGCAGAGAAAUAUAUUAUGUCCUAAUCAGAUGAUUGGUUUUGAACCAGAUCGGAAUGGCCAGAAUUAUCUCCAUCCUGAUCCUUGCAUCCUUUUCAAUACAAACUUUGCACAACCCAAUAUUCGGAAUAUGGUAUCAUCUUCAGGGAGCAUAGCUAAUGUUGACCUCCAAUAUUCAGUAGAGCACUGCAACAAUCCCAUGAUCUAUGGGAUGCCACAGUACAAUGGAAUGCAGCGUCAUCCUAAUCUCGAUUUAGCUGUUGCACCUGCAGCCAACUUUUAUUAUUCUUACAUGACACCAUCAUCUGGUGGUGGGGCAUUACCUGCUCCCCGAAGCCAUGGGGCCUCUGGUCAGUUGCCAUCUUCUAGCAGUUAUGGAGUCGUUGGAAUAUCUGCAGAUGAGCAUGGAAGCAACGGUCACUUUACAGAUGACAUCAGGGGUCCAUGCAAGAGAAAAUAUGCUGAAGGAAUUCCAGGGAGUUUUCAACAUAAUGAUGUCUCAUCAAGCUCUAGUUCUUCAGCUUCCCCUUUGAAUACAAGGCAUCCUGAUGGGGUUGCUGUGAUGGACGCUACCUCAUUUGACCUGUCUCUGCACAGAGGGGCAGGUACUCCAUCACUCAUGGAAGUAGGACCGCAGAGUAGUUUGAGGAACAGAUCAGGUGCUACUGGGAUGGAUUCUCUUAUGAUGCAUGAACACAAUCAUUUGGUUCAAGGAAAUUAUAUGGGACAGCCUUUUCAACCAGCAGGUGCUCUCUGGUUGGACCAACAGUUGAGCAGCACGUCUGGUGAUGGAGGUACCUGGAACCAGCCUCCUGCAAUGCCUUAUGUGCACGGGAGCAAUGCCAAUGGAGGUUCUAUGGAGACUCGCAGCAUGGGUGUGCCAGGAUAUCAUGAUGCAGCUAGCAACAGAACUCCCCCUAGUUUCCAGCAUCCUCCUCUCGUCAAUCACCGCCACCACAGCCAUCACCAUCCAAGCCCGCCAAUGCUAGGAGUGAGGGGCCCGAAUAUUAACUUUCAACCCCAAGUAGCUGCACCUGUAUAUAGAGGUUCUACAAAUUCUUCUCGCAGCACUCUGAAUCCUGUUCAGAACAGUUUUGAGAUGGAUCUUAGGCAUCUGGGAUCUGUUCUACCAACUGGGCUUCGGAUGUACCGUCCUCACAGAGGGGGAUUUGUGCCAGAGGCAAACCUUAGACAUCGCAACCUGCCACACCUGAGAGUUCUGCAGGCUGAAGAAACUGCCAUUCUAGAUAUGCCAGACUUUUAUGAGGUGGGGAAUUUGAUGGACCAUCACAGAGACAUGAGGCUGGAUAUAGAGCACAUGUCUUAUGAGGACCUUCUUGCUUUGGGGGAACAGAUUGGGAAUGUGAGCACAGGGUUGUCAGAGGAAACUGUCACAAGUCAAUUAAGGACAAAAACCUAUGCAUCAUCUGCUUCUGUUAUAAAUCUGGAGGAGGCAGCUUCUGGGGAUCAGGAAGUUGAUUCUUGCAUUAUAUGCCAGGAUGAAUAUAAGAACCAAGAGAAAAUUGGUAUUCUUGAUUGUGGGCAUGAAUAUCAUGCGGGUUGCUUGAAGAAGUGGCUGCUCCUGAAGAAUGUCUGCCCCAUCUGCAAAUCCGAAGCACUGACCACAGGAAGGAAGGAUGUAUAGAGAUGGGACGAAAAUUGAAAGAUCAAGAGAAAAACUCUUCCAUUUUGUCUUUUCACUUUAAAGCUAAUUAUCUUAGCAAGUUUAUAGUUUGUACAUGUACUUAGGAUAUAUAUGACUAACGGUUGUAUUAUCCGACUCAUUUAUUUGUUGGCUCAUGAGAACAACGGGUCUCGCGCCUUAAACAAAAACUGUACAGACUUUCUCAUGAUCUGUAUACUCUUAUUCUAUCACAUUCUUGUUCUUUCA